Molecule: messenger RNA, 1053 nt
Organism: Clonostachys solani
Lineage: Eukaryota; Fungi; Ascomycota; Sordariomycetes; Hypocreales; Bionectriaceae
Source: the annotation of a GenBank genome assembly
AUGCUCUCUGAUUCAGAUGUGAUUGCGGUAGAAUGGACACUACUGUCCUUGGCCUUGGCACUCGUAUGCGCUCGCUUCUAUGUCCGAUUAAGCCUAUUGAAGGACACUCCGCACUGGGCAGACUUUUGGGUCUUGGCUGCGGCUGCUUGUGGUAUAGCACUGACAAUAUCGGAUACGCUGUUGUACAAAGCUGGGACCAUGGCAAACUUUACUGAUCCAGGACAAUAUACCCUGAAGAUUCGGUUUUUACAGAAUUUCUGGUUUGAUGUUGGAAUUUAUUUCCCAAAGUUCAGCAUCCUCUCCUUCUACUAUCAGCUUGUACCGCCAACGAAACCCCGAAUACGAAAGCUUCUCUACCUUUUGAUAGCUUUCACAGUCGCUUGCAGUCUUGUGACGUUCCUCGAUGCGACCUUCUGGUGCAGAGCAGAUAUCGCAUCGAAUUGGUCUGAGGACCCCGACGCCUGUAGCGCGUUCAGUUCUACGAUCAUGAUGCGGAUUCAUUGGUCGAUGAACUUCAGCACAGAAGUUUUCAAUGUCAUUUUCCCAUUCCCCAUCCUUAGAGAUCUUAAUCUCAGAAAGCCCAGAGAGAAGAUUGGCUUGGGCAUCAUCUUUGGACUUGGGAUUCUUACCAUCGCUGUCAGCAUUGGCCGGUUUAUCAACAUGGCUAGUGAGGAGAUCAAUUUGGCUACCUAUUUAUGGAUCUCCUCUGAGCUGUACGUCUCUAUCAUGGUCGUUUCAUCGACUGCCCUGAGACCGCUGUUGAGGAAGAUUGCUCAUAUUGUCCAUCCGAACCAAACCGCCACGGCAGACCGGUCCAUUCCCCAAGCAAAAUCGGGCGGUCUGCGUACGGAGACGGACGAGUCAAGGUCGACUGGCCCACGCCAUUCAGGGCUGGAUUGGAGAGCACGCAGCGGCGAGGCAGACGCUGAAACUGGCAGUCAGGUCGAGUUGGGCGCUGAAAGUGAGAUGAGUUAUGUGAUCGCGACCGAGGAGAUCAGAGCGUCGACGGCUGGAAAUUCUCAAACUCCCACAGCGAAUGAGACAGGGCACUGA